Exophiala aquamarina CBS 119918 is the source of this 765-nucleotide messenger RNA. RefSeq lists its product as uncharacterized. NCBI's taxonomy places the organism in Eukaryota, Fungi, Ascomycota, Eurotiomycetes, Chaetothyriales, Herpotrichiellaceae. Bases 1 to 765 code for a protein of 254 amino acids. The record is from RefSeq and is a predicted model, not a curated record. The transcript is spliced from 2 exons.
AUGGCUGUAGCAAUCGUGACAGGUGGUGCAUCGGGCAUCGGACUGGCCAUAACUAAGCUCUUGCUCAUCAAAAAUUACAAGGUCGUCAUCGCGGACCGGAACGAAGAAUUGGGAGAAAAAGAAGCCAAAUCAGCCGGAGAUCAAGAUCAUGUUACAUUUGUCAAGUGCGACAUUAGCAACUGGGAAAGUCAGGUCCAACUGUUUGAAACUGCAAAGACGAAAUGGGGAAGAAUCGAUGUAGUCUUUGCCAAUGCUGGCAUCGGCGAGCAGGCACCCUCACUAAAUUCAAUGCCGGCUGAAUUGACUAAACCCAACAUUACUGCAAUCGAGGUAUGUUUUCACGGCACUCUCUUCUCUACGUACCUGGCGAUACAUUACAUGCGGCAAAACAAUGGUGAAGGAGGGCGGAUCAUCACAACUGGCGGCCAAGCAGGGAUCUACGCUUUCCCAACUAUGCCGGUAAUGACUAUGUGUCGUUCUAUCGCACUGGGGCUUUCCAAGGAAAAGAUUUACGUCAACUGUCUCUCCCCAGGCUUGACUUUAACACCGGUCACCAAGAGCUUUCUUAUGGACUUACCCCCGACCAAGGUAAGUCCCAUGGAGAAUCAUUUGAAGGCUGUCGAGGAGUUUCUGGACACGAAUAUUUUCGGAGCAACAAUAGAAAGUGAUUCGGGAGGCUUGUACAACCGAAAGCGGCCGGAGCCAUGGUCUCCCGAACAUCAGUCAUGGGUCUAUGUGCAGGAAGAGAGUGAAAUCGGCAGCUGA